GGGUACACACAUUCGCACGAAGCGAAGCGUUGGCUGGGUCGAGCGGUUUUCAGCUGUUUCGGCGAUGUUGAGUCGGUCUUAUUCUUACUAAGUUGGCUGUGUUUUUUAAAAUAUUCCUUUGUUUUUUUUUUGAGGCUAUUCUUUUGAAUUUUAGAGUACGCGAAUUAUAGUUUUCGUGGAUUUAGUGUGCGUGACGUAAAUAAGAUUUGUAUGCUGUGUUUCAGUGAUAUGAGCAAGAAGAUCUGAAGUAAAAAAUGGAUCCUAUUGGUUCCAGCUGCUAUAACUUGCACGUCGAAGAAAAUGCUAAUUUAGAAGAAGAUGAGGGUGACAAAUUUGCCGAAAUUAUUGUUAGCGUCCGAUCUCUUAGUAAAUAUGAAGGUAGAUCUUUUAAGUCAAUGUUACCACAAGUGGCCGGUGCAGCUAUUGCAGCUUCGUUUCACUUUGUAGUAGGAGUAAGUUUGGCGUACUCAGCUAUUUUAAUUCCCCAUCUAAAUACAAAUUUUACUAAUCAAACUAGUGAUGAUAUAAUUGCUACGAAGACUGAAACAUCAUGGAUAGCUAGUUCAACUGUACUAGUAUCACCAAUAGGAGGGAUAACCGGCGGUUUCUUGAUGGAUAGUGUAGGACGAUUAAAUACAUUAAAACUAGCAGCUAUACCAAGUAUUAUAGGCUGGAUAACAAUCGCAACUGCAAAUAACGUUCCUAUGUUAAUUAUUGGAAGAGUACUUACGGGCUUGGGAUCAUCAUGGGGUACAAGUCCUGCGAUUGUUUACAUAACUGAGAUUGCCAGAGUUGAUGCUAGAGGGUCUUUAAUAUCCUUUAGUCCUGCAUACGCUUCGUUAGGAAUGAUGGUUGCUUUCUUAAAAGGUUACUUUUUAAGUUGGAGAACAGUCGCUUGGCUAUGUUUAAUUUAUUCGAUUUUGCCAAUUAUUUUAAUCCAAUUUUUCAUAAAGGAAAGUCCGCCAUGGUUAGUAGCCAAAGGAAGAGUCGAAGAAGCAGCAAAGAGUUUAAAUUGGAUUAACAAGAAUCAACCGCAUCCUGAUCAAAGACCUGAAAGUUUAGCAGAGCUACACUUACAGUUGCUCCAGAAAGAGCAUCAAUUAAAAAUGGAGGAAGAAAGUAGAAAAGGAACCGGGUUUAUACAAAAGUGCAAGCUGUUUUUAAAACCAACGGGAUAUAAGCCACUUUUACUAUUGUUUGCUCUAUUUUUCUUCCAACAGUUUUCUGGAAUCUAUAUUAUGUUAUUCUAUUCCAUUACAUUUUUCAAAGAAACUGGUUCUGCCAUGGAUGGUUAUUUGGCAUCGGUACUUAUAGGCACAAUCAGAUUUCUCAUGUCAUGUAUAAAUACGUAUAUGUUAAAGACUUUCCACAGGCGACCUCUUAUAGUGGUUUCGGGAGUUAGUAUGGCAAUAUGUAUGGUCACUUCUGGAUUCUUUACAAAAUGGAUUCAUGAAGGAACGACAACACAUACUUGGGUUCCGACACUGUUGAUUCUUGUGUAUGUCAUAACGACAAUGAUUGGCUUGCUGCCCAUUCCAUGGACUAUGACAGCUGAAUUAUUUCCUAUUGAAAUACGUGGAGUGGCACAUUCGAUAGCUUACAGUGCUGCCAACUUGCUCAUGUUUGCUUCGGUCCAGAUGUUUUAUACACUUCAAGACUGGUUUGGAGGAAUUGUCGGUUUGCAAUGGUUCUUCGCAGUCGUCUCAGUCAUGGCUUCGAUAUAUACAUUCAUAUUUUUGCCCGAAACGCACGGGAAAAAAUUGUCCGAAAUCACGAAUUAUUUUGCAACCAGCGGAGGCCUAUAUUUAUGUUCCGAAGAAAGAAACAAAAAGAAAUCGAAUAAAAAAACACCCAAAAUUGUUUCGAGGGUACCGCAACAAAUUAUUAAAUCCAAUACUCAAACCGAGAAAUUACUUAACAGAGCUUAAACAUAUUAUUUAAUGUAUAAUUUUUAAUUAUAUGACACCAUGUAAGCAAAAUUACUUCCAAUCAAAAAUAGUUAUUAUAAUUUCUUGAAAAAUUACUUUCAAUGUUUUGACAGUUUUAGUGUGGUUUCAGACUGCAGGCGCAUACUACUAAUUAGUUGGUGUGUAGUAAAUGGAGAAUAUGUUACAAUAUGAUUGAAUAAAACUGUAUGAAGUUGGCUAAUAAUUCACGAUCGAUGACAUUCUUUAUAUAAUAUUACAUUUAAAAUGACAGAGCGAUCUUGAUUGCCCAGCUAACGGUGACACCAUUUUUUAUUCAAUUGGAAGAUACAUGUUUCAAAAUCAAACAAUAUGGUUACAUUGCUGUAUUUUUUUUGUCGCAUUCAUUUUUAAUUGUAUCUAUAUAAAACUUAAAAUAAAGUACUAAGUUAUUUGUGGCAUACAACUCUGAAAUCAAACUAAAAUGAAAUGUUUUCUAUGAUAUUGCGGUUAAAAAGUAUGAUACUAAUUAUUAGAGUAAACACAGGUUUGAAGUUUGACAUUGAAUCGCUAUACGCUCCGACAUUACUCACGUCCUUUCAAGUGACCUGAAAUAUGUAAUUUGCUAUUUUAAAUUGAUUGGUGCUAUAUACAAUAUUAAAAAAGUACUUUAGAUAGAUUUUAACUAUUUUGUAAAAUUUACAAAUUGAGUAAAUUGUUUUGUUGUAAGCACUAUACCAACAGUAUUUAUUUUAUAGCCUGUCCAGCAAAAAAAUAUAUCACGUGGACUGUUAUUUAUAUACAUAAGUAAAUUGUUACCUCCCUCAUGUUUUAUAUGUGGUCUGUCGAAAUUAUAUAUUCUUUCGCUGGACAGACUAUAGAUGUUCCUAAGAUGUAUAAGUAGCUUUUGUAGUUUUAUGUUAUUUAUUGAAAAAUUUACUUUACAAUGACAUUACAUUUUUUUAUUUUUAAUAUGAUUUUAUGGAGAUUAAUAUUUUUGUACGAAGAAAAUGUUUUAAGUGAAACAUGCAUUUGUUUUGGCUAGUUUUCGGAUAUGUAACGUACAAAUUUGUACUUAUUAAUAACUAAUAAAGCAGUUUUUUAGUUGUAUCUCUUU
Molecule: messenger RNA, 3021 nt
Organism: Sitophilus oryzae (rice weevil)
Lineage: Eukaryota; Metazoa; Arthropoda; Insecta; Coleoptera; Curculionidae
Product: facilitated trehalose transporter Tret1-like
Exons: 13
Coding region: 255-1928 (557 amino acids)
Biological process (GO): transmembrane transport
Cellular component (GO): membrane
Molecular function (GO): transmembrane transporter activity
Source: RefSeq, a predicted model, not a curated record